AUGAUUUUAUCAGUGAAGAUCAUUUUGAUGUUCUGCUCGGUGGCUGCAAUGACCGCACAAGACCCUUUUGAGGGGUCGGGCAGUGAGGAUACCACAGCCACUACACCAGAAGAUCCUGAGGGGUCGGGUACGGAUACAACAGACCGUCCUGUCACUACAACACAAGGGCCCUGUGAUGCAAGUCCUUGUAUCGGAGAGAGUACCUGUGAUGCACGGUUUGACGGCACAUAUGUUUGCCUCUGCCGGCCUGGACUGGUUUACGAUCAAAUAAGCGGCUGCGUUCAAACAAAGAUCUUCCCCGGAGCUUUAACAUUGUCUGAUACGUUUAAACCAGAAAUGACUGACAGGACGUCCCAGGAGUUUCAAAUUAUAUCAAAUAGAAUAGAGAAAGAGCUCAGUACAGUCCUUGAUGGCAAUGGCUACAUAGGUUGCAUCGUUUUGAGUCUAAGGCAAGGCAGUAUAAUUGCAGAAGUGCAGAAUUUCUAUGACAUGUCAUCCACUGUCACAAAAGAACUGGUUGAAUCUCAGAUUGAGGAAGCAAUUGUUGAAAAGAAAAUAUCAGGCGCCACCGAAUUCAAAGAAAACUCAGUGUGUGAUCUUGGAGCUUGUGACAGUACCACCACAAACUGUGAGGAACUGGUUAGUGGUGUUGCAAUGUGCACUUGCAAAGAAGGAUAUGUCAGAUCACAGUCCACAUCUCAGGCCUGCCUUGCUUGUCCAAAUGGGGAAAAGGCAGUGGACUCAAAAAUCUGUGAAAAAUGUCCUUUUGGCUUCGCUGGGUUCAACUGCAGUGAUCCAUAUCUUUUGGUGGUGAUCGUGGUGUCCACUGUGUUGGGUGCAUUGCUUAUCAUCUUUAUUGUGGCCCUGAUAGUUGUAAGCUUCAGGAAUCAGAAGAAAGACUCCUCAUCUGAGGUAGACUUUAGCUCAAGCUAUGGAAAUAAGGAAUUGCAUAAACCUACAGGAAUUCCCAGGAUCCCUCGGGCCAACCCUGAUGAUGGCUGGAAGUCUAACAAUCUGGAGAUGACCAAUAGUGGAAGAAAUCAGGCACUGGUUGUCAGAGAUCGGCCAGAAAGCAAAGCGCGCUACACUGAUUUCGAUGAGGACACGAGCUAUAGGGGUCCCUCAGCGUACUCGGGCUACGGUGGGAGAGGAGUGGACAAAGGUGGUGUCCACAACCCAUCCUUUCGACAAGAUGAUGACAGAACGCGCAGAUACUAAGUGCUUAGAAAAGCGAUGAAUGAAUGAAUGAAUUAAAAUUAUAGUUAACACCAAUUAACCAGGGCACUUAGAUGAUUUUUCGGUAACACUUUAGAAUAAGGUUCCAUUAGUUAAUGUUAGUUAACUACUUUCGUUAACAUGAACUAAGCAAGAACAAUCCUUCUACAGCAUUUAUAAGUCUUAGUUCAUGUUAAUUUCAACAUUUACUAAUGCAUUAUUUAAAUCAAAAGUUGUGCUUGUUAACAUUAGUUAAUGCACUGAGAAUUACCAUGAACUACCAGGAACUAACAAUGAAUAACUUAAUUUUCAUUAACUAACAUAAACAAAGAUGAAUAAACACAGUAAUAAAUGUAUUAUUGAUUGUUUGUUCAUUUUAAUUAAUACAUUAACUCACAUUAACUUAUGGAACCUUAUUCUAAAGUGUUACUGAUUUUUCUUCAUCUUCAUGUGGAAUUAAUUACAUUUUUUAUUUAUUUGUUGAUCAAAGUUCGAAGGUUGCAAUGAAAAGCUGUUAUUGUCAUUUUAUAAUCAUCUUACAAUAGGAACAGGUCAAAUUUACUUUAUAUUUACAUUUGGUGGCAUUAGCAGCUAAUAAAAUUUAGCCCAUUGGCUUUCCUAUUGAUCUAAGCCUCAACUUAAAACAUAUUUGACCAAAAUGUCUUUCCUGAAUGUUUGAAUGGAAGCUAUGUUGCAGAGGCCUUAACUUAUAAUCAUUGACCCCU
Carassius gibelio (silver crucian carp) is the source of this 1940-nucleotide messenger RNA. RefSeq names its product mucin-13-like. Bases 1 to 1218 code for a protein of 405 amino acids. Gene Ontology annotation, biological process: cell-cell junction assembly. NCBI's taxonomy places the organism in Eukaryota, Metazoa, Chordata, Actinopteri, Cypriniformes, Cyprinidae. The transcript has 13 exons. The record is from RefSeq and is a predicted model, not a curated record.